UGAAGCCACACUUCCACCGUCUCAAGGCUGUUGUUGAUUGAGGCAGAAGUGUGAUCGAGUUCAGAAAGAAUCUCAUCGGCAAGAGGCAGACAAGAAAAAGAAAAAGCUGCUGUUUACUGUAACAUGUCAAUGGAUGUGAAACAGGAGACCUGUGAUGUGGACACAAAUAUCAUGGAUAUAAAUGUAAAUAUUAAGGAGGAGGAGGAGGACUGUGAGUGGGAGUUCAUCUACCCUAAAAAGGAAAGUCUGAGCAUCAAGCAGGAGGAACGUGAACUUCAGUCAGUGGGUAUUAAAGAAGAGGCUGAGGAGAAGUCAGUCAGUAUCGAGAUGCAUAACCAUACAAAUUUAAGAAGUGUUGAGGAAGGCGUUCUUCAUGAUAGGUGUGAAGAUGGAGUGGUGACAGGAUUAGACUCUUCUCAAAGCACACACUGUUCAUCUCCAGAGCCUUCUAUCAAUGUGAAGUCUGAAUCAUUAGAGUUUGACACAAAGAGGACCGAGGAGACUACAUCUGAUAGAACUCAGGAAUAUCAGCCACCACCUACAAAGAAGUCUGGGAAAAGAAACAAACAUAACUGCUGCUUGGAAUGUGGCAAGGAAUUCUCUGGCAGGAAUGCUCUACGUAUCCACACUAGAGUUCACACCGGAGACAAGCUGUAUCACUGUAACGAAUGUGGUAAACAGUUUUCACAAAUGAGCAAUCUGAAGAACCACAUUAGAGUUCACACUGGAGAGAAGCCGCAUUGCUGUAAUGAAUGUGGUAAACAGUUUUCACAAAUGAGCAAUCUGAAGAACCACAUUAGAGUUCACACUGGAGAGAAGCCGCAUUGCUGUAAUGAAUGUGGUAAACAGUUUUCACAUAAAGUCAGUCUUCUGAUACACACUAGAGUUCACACUGGAGAGAAGCUGCAUUGCUGUAAUGAAUGUGGUAAACAGUUUUCACAAAUGAGCAAUCUGAAGAACCACAUGAGAGUUCACACUAGAGAGAAACCGCAUUGCUGUAAUGAAUGUGGUAAACAGUUUUCACAAAUGAGCAAUCUGAAGAACCACAUGAGAGUUCACACUGGAGAGAAGCCGCAUUCCUGUAAUGAAUGUGGUAAACAGUUUUCACAAAUGAGCAAUCUGAAGAAACACAUUAGAGUUCACACUGGAGAGAAGCCGCAUUCCUGUAAUGAAUGUGGUAAACAGUUUUCACAAAUGAGCAAUCUGAAGAACCACAUGAGAGUUCACACUGAAGAGAAACCGCAUUGCUGUAAUGAAUGUGGUAAACAGUUUUCACAAAUGAGCAGUCUGAAGAACCACAUGAGAGUUCACACUGAAGAGAAACCGCAUUGCUGUAAUGAAUGUGGUAAACAGUUUUCACAUAAAGUCAGUCUUCUGAUACACACUAGAGUUCACACUGGAGAGAAGCUGCAUUGCUGUAAUGAAUGUGGUAAACAGUUUACAGUACUGGGGAAUCUUCAGAGACACACCAGAGUUCACAACAGGAGAGAAGUACAGCUGAACAGUUCUGAGUAAAGAAUGAGGUUCACUCAUGCCUGAACAGUAAGCACAUGUAACUGACUGGAAUCUGUCCUACUUGCUGUUGAAAGAAGUCAACAUGGAGGAGAAACAGAAGUUUGUUUCCAUUCCCUUUCAAGAAAAAAAAAGAACAGGGCAUCGUACACACAGCUUCUUGCCAAUGCCGAUUAAACAAUAAAUCAAGUCAAUUACUAAUAAUUACAAAUGUAACCUAAUAAUGCAAAAAUCAAUAAAAUUAAAAUCCAGAAUAUACAACUGACCAUGUUGUACACCAUGCUAAAUUACAUUAAAAUGCUGUGGCAGCAAAAUAAAAGAAUGCUUUUUUUUUAUUAAUAUACA
This is a messenger RNA of Erpetoichthys calabaricus (reedfish), 1857 nucleotides long. RefSeq names its product zinc finger protein OZF-like. Gene Ontology annotation, biological process: regulation of transcription by RNA polymerase II. Lineage: Eukaryota; Metazoa; Chordata; Cladistia; Polypteriformes; Polypteridae. Gene Ontology annotation, molecular function: DNA-binding transcription factor activity, RNA polymerase II-specific; RNA polymerase II cis-regulatory region sequence-specific DNA binding. The record is from RefSeq and is a predicted model, not a curated record. The coding region runs from base 124 to 1515 and encodes 463 amino acids. The transcript is spliced from 3 exons.